CAACUGUGGAACUCACUAGUGUGUUGGUGUGGGUAUUAUCGUACUCGUAUACACCACGAAUCGCAGAACGCUGCACUAAACUACUUCAGUGCGCUCAGUAUUGUUCAGUACUCUUACGGACCAGUCCGUAACUCGGAUGUGUCUUUUCUUCCGAUCUCGGUUCAGACGAUAAGACUCAAUUUAUGACUCCGGGACUAAAAAUUUUUUAAUUUAAAUUCAGUUUCUUGCACCAAGUCUAAAUUGUACGCGAGUGAGCCACAUCAUUAUAUCGCUACCAUGGUGAGCCGCUCGUUAUCGUGCCCGUGAAUUGUGCCACAUACUUUCCACUCGAAGCCGGUCUUCGACGAGGACGAAAUUUUUCCUGAGAGCUGGGAUUGUUCCUAUGAAAUUCGUCGUGUCGAAAGUGCCCAGUGAAUAACCCGUUGUACUAUUUUAAACCUACCCGAGAGGAACACGCGUGAUUUUUAUUUAACGCGUUCAUUUUUUUUUCUUAGUAACAAAAGCCAUCAUCCUGGACGUGUGAAACGUGUGUAACCUAGUCGCGCAAAUAACCUAAAACAGAGUGAUUUUUCGGAGCUGGAAGACAAGAAUUUCUGAGUUGUGAGUGCGGAGAUUAGAAAAUUGCUGCUUGUCUCUUUGAAAAGAAUGUUGCGAUAUCUGACCAGCAUGUGAUUCAACGCUGCGAAUUCCCGCAUUGUUGGUUUCCGAAUGUCUGCUGAAGGUGCAGCAGACUUAUUGGAAAAUCUGGAUCUAAAGAUCAGGUGAUGUGCUCAGUUAGGUGGGGAGCCUCAAGCACACAACGAGACUCCAAACAUGUUUCGCUCAAAGAUACGGAUUCACACCUGCCAGGUGAUCCUGCUGACCUCGCUAGUCUGGUUCCUGGUGGACGUGAUGGUACUCAUGUUCUAUUCGGACUGCAUCGGCGGCUCGGGUUGGAAUUGUCCUGACACGAGGCCUGCCACCGACGAGUUUCCUCAUCCCGAGGCGAUCACCGCGGAAGUCGAUCCAGUCACGGAUGUCCGGAAACAGUAUAAACAGUCCGAGUUGCACUUGUGGCGACCGGCAAAGGCCGUGCGAGAUCACAAGGGCAGUCCUGGAGAGUCGGGCUCUGCAGUUCACAUUCCUGCUGAUCAGGAGGCGAAGCAGCAGGAACUCUUUAAGCUCAAUCAGUUCAAUUUGAUGGCGAGUGACAUGAUUUCGCUGAAUCGGUCCUUGAAGGAUGUCCGAUUGGAGGGCUGCAAAAACAAAAAGCAUCCCGCCUAUCUUCCACACACUAGCAUUGUGAUUGUCUUUCACAAUGAAGCUUGGAGUACCUUGUUGCGGACGGUUUGGUCCGUUAUUAACCGUUCUCCCAGAGCACUGCUCAAGGAAAUUAUUCUUGUUGAUGACGCGAGUGAACGAGAACAUUUGAAGGAAGAUUUGGAAGAUUAUGUAAAGACGUUACCCGUACCAACUUACGUAUAUCGUACGGAAAAACGGUCGGGACUAAUUAGAGCUCGAUUGCUUGGCGCAAAGCACGUGAAGGGGCAAGUAAUUACGUUUUUGGACGCUCACUGUGAGUGCACCGAGGGCUGGCUGGAACCCCUUCUUGCCAGAAUAGCUAACGACAGGACGACGGUAGUUUGUCCCAUUAUCGACGUAAUUAGCGACGAUACCUUUGAGUAUAUUACAGCCAGUGAUAUGACGUGGGGAGGCUUCAAUUGGAAACUUAAUUUUAGAUGGUACCGAGUUGCUCAAAGAGAAAUGGAAAGGAGAAAUGGAGACAGAACGGCACCUCUUCGUACGCCGACAAUGGCUGGGGGAUUGUUUUCCAUCGACAAAGAGUACUUCUAUCAUUUGGGUGCAUAUGACGAGGGAAUGGAUAUUUGGGGAGGAGAGAACCUCGAAAUGAGUUUCCGGAUAUGGAUGUGUGGUGGGACGCUGGAGAUCGCAACAUGCUCACAUGUUGGGCAUGUCUUUCGUAAGUCGACCCCCUACACCUUCCCCGGGGGCACGAGCAAGAUCGUGAAUCGGAACAAUGCUCGCCUCGCUGAGGUCUGGUUGGACCAAUGGAAGCACUUCUAUUACAACAUUAAUCCAGGUGCGCGAAGCGUCUCGGUGGGCGAUGUCUCGGAACGAGUUGGAUUGAGGGAACGGCUCAAAUGCAAAAGUUUCCGAUGGUAUUUGGAAAAUAUCUAUCCGGAAUCGCCCAUGCCUCUGGAUUAUUAUUAUCUGGGAGAUGUGAAGAAUGUGGAAACGCGAAAUUGUCUGGAUACAAUGGGAAGAAGAACGGGAGAAAAUGUUGGCAUCAGUUACUGUCAUGGACUUGGUGGCAACCAGGUUUUCGCUUAUACGAAGAGGCAACAAAUAAUGUCGGACGAUAUGUGUUUGGAUGCUGCGAGUCCUCAAGGACCUGUGAAAAUAGUUCGUUGCCACGGAAUGGGUGGUAAUCAAGCUUGGGUUUACGAUGAAAACACGAAGAUGAUCAGACACACAAACACGGGACACUGUCUCUCAAAGCCGCGACCUGGAGACGCAACUCAGCCAGUUUUGGCGAUUUGCGAUUCGCACGUGCCCGGUCAAAAGUGGAUAAUGCAGAGUAAAUUCAAGUGGCAAGCGAGCUAGUACCAAUCAAUCGAUCAAUAAUCCUGAGGGACAAUUUUUGUAAUUUUAGAGGACUGACUGACCUUAUCAGGGACCUUCUUCACAUGAUACCACUAAACUUAAAAAAAAAAAAAAAAGAAAGAAAGAAAAGAAAAGAAAAAUAUCCAAGCGAUCUGUUAAAAGAUCGCUCGUGGAAAUUGCGAUCAAUUUCCCCCUCAAAAUUCUUAGGGCUUAUUAUUAUUGAUAGAAUAUCGAGCAUUUACUGCCAUUUUUUUAUGGUAUGCCUUGAUUCCAAAGUACUUUUUAAAGUACUGGUGCAAAUGGAGAAAAAAAAAUAAUAAUAAUAAUUAAAAAGUGAAUUUUUAACGCAUGUGAGAGAGCGAGAGAGAAAGCAUAUCAUGCCACUGUUAUAAAUAAACCAUUGUUGACAUAGAUGAAUUUAAGUGUAAGGAAUACUUUGAUAAUUUGGGAUGUGUGCAAUGGCGACCUU
Molecule: messenger RNA, 3073 nt
Organism: Belonocnema kinseyi
Lineage: Eukaryota; Metazoa; Arthropoda; Insecta; Hymenoptera; Cynipidae
Gene: Pgant5
Product: polypeptide N-acetylgalactosaminyltransferase 5
Exons: 8
Coding region: 814-2604 (596 amino acids)
Cellular component (GO): Golgi apparatus
Source: RefSeq, a predicted model, not a curated record